AUGAAAGAGGAGGCACCGGAAGGCGCUGGCAACCUCGACACUGAACGUGAUGCCGAGCUAGCCCUCUCCCUCCACCGCAACCUGAACUGGGCGGGGCGGGAGCGAUCGCGGCAUUCCCUGGCCCGAGAAGAGUCGCGACGCCUCGCCUCCGCCGUGAAGAAUGACUCCCGGAAGAGGGUGAGGGCCCGCUCGUCCUCCAGUUCGGACGGUGGCAGUGGGGCCGAGGACCGAGGCACGCCCCGCAAGGUGCAGCCCAAGUCCCCCACCAGUCCGCGAUCGGGGAGUGGCAGUCGGAGGGUGCAGACCGUCACACGGCCCCUCCCGCGGUCCACACUCACGGCUGCGGUGGCCCAGGUUGGCGCCAAGACCAGUCAGGCGGGGUUCAAGCCGGGCUCCCGCCCCCAGGUCAAGUGCUUCGUGGCCGGCUCCAGGUGGGGCAGGUUGGUGCCGAGGGACGCGCUGUCCUCCCCCUCCAAGCUCAUCCAGCGCCUGCGCAGCGGCGGGGCCGGCCCCGGCGAGGCCAAGGCGAGCACGGUGCUCUUGGUCGCCGGCGGCACCCAGACCGUGGAGUUCAAGGCUGGAGGGGAGGGAGGAGCGGCGCGGGACGCACGCUGGGCGGCCGCCGUGCGGAAGGCUUCCAGGGUAUACAUCAGGAGCGACGCGAUUGCGUCCUGA
This is a messenger RNA of Auxenochlorella protothecoides, 675 nucleotides long. RefSeq lists its product as hypothetical. Lineage: Eukaryota; Viridiplantae; Chlorophyta; Trebouxiophyceae; Chlorellales; Chlorellaceae. The transcript has 2 exons. The record is from RefSeq and is a predicted model, not a curated record. Bases 1 to 675 code for a protein of 224 amino acids.